Penicillium cinerascens is the source of this 933-nucleotide messenger RNA. RefSeq lists its product as uncharacterized. The transcript has 4 exons. Lineage: Eukaryota; Fungi; Ascomycota; Eurotiomycetes; Eurotiales; Aspergillaceae. The coding region runs from base 1 to 933 and encodes 310 amino acids. The record is from RefSeq and is a predicted model, not a curated record.
AUGACUGUUGUCGCUGUGGCUGGUGGCACCGGAGGCGUGGGGAAGACCAUUGUCGAGAGGCUCGCUCAAGAGUCCAAAUUCCGGGUUAUCGUGCUAUCGCGUAAUGUACCAGAACGGAAGUCGGGCUCUCAAAUAGUCCAGCAUGUGCAGAUCGACUACAAUGACUUUGCUUCGAUGACAAAAGAGCUCGAGCGUCAUAACGUGCACACUGUCAUCUCCGCCGUCGGGCUUCUAUCCGAUGAAGCCAGCCAGUCUCAAAUCAACCUGAUAGAUGCUGCCGAGAAAUCAUCAGUGACUGAAAGAUUCAUUCCGAGCGAAUUCUCAUUUAUCCAGACGAAAGAUCUACUUCCCGUGGAUCCUAGUAUCCAAUGGUGGCUCGAUGCAGCCGAUAGAUUGAAAAGCAGCUCUCUAAAAUACACCAGGGUGAUUCCCGGCUUCUUCAUGGAUUACUGGGGAAUGCCGAAUAUCCAAACCAACCUCCAGCCAUACAGUUUCGGUAUCGACAUAGGUAGCGGCAUGGCAGCCAUUCCUGGCGAUGGGACCGAUGUGAUUUGCAUGAUCUACACAUACGAUAUGGCCACCUACCUGGUCAAAGUGCUGGACCUGGACGAAUGGCCCGAGUUUAGCGUGAUUGUAGGCGACCAAGUUACCUACAAUGAGCUCUUGGCUCUGGCCGAGGAGAUCACAGGCAAGAAGUUCCAAGUCAGCUACGAUAGUCUCGAUCAGAUCCAGGCGGGGAACGUCACCGUUCCGCCUAUGCCAAAGGGCGCCGAGUACCCCGUGGAGGAACUCAAGGAGACUACUGCUCUGGUCAGCCGGUUGACUGUGAACGGUGUCUUUGACUUGCCCAAGGAAAAUCGAAUCAAUGCUCGAUUCCCUGACGUGCGACCGAUUACAAUGAAGGAGUUCUUGGAGAAGGCUUGGAGAGGCUAG